Messenger RNA from Dothidotthia symphoricarpi CBS 119687, 804 nucleotides. RefSeq lists its product as uncharacterized. The record is from RefSeq and is a predicted model, not a curated record. The transcript is spliced from 2 exons. The coding region runs from base 1 to 804 and encodes 267 amino acids. Lineage: Eukaryota; Fungi; Ascomycota; Dothideomycetes; Pleosporales; Dothidotthiaceae.
AUGUCAACAACUAGCACCGCACUCCCUCAUGCGAGCGCUUUCCCAGCUACGCCAUACAAACCCAAGUAUGACCGCUGGCCAUACGAUGCGUCCGACUUUCGGCGGUACGAUGAAGACGACGAUGGCGUUUUCUACCAGCAGGCCCGACUUGUAACGCACAUCGACGACCCAUCUAUCGAACGAUUGACUGAGUACUAUGAUGGUGUGCUCCCACGAGCUGGCAAGAUCAUCGACGUCUGCACAAGUUGGAAGAGUUUCUAUCCGUCCGGCGUGAAAGAAGCAAUCCAAAAAAAGAGUCUGGAAGUCUUUGGCGUUGGUCUAAACGCGGAGGAGAUGAAGAUCAAUGGCGUCUUUCAAGGUGCAAGUCACUGGAAGGUGAUGGAUCUGAACAAGCCGCCACACGACGUGAAGGCUGGCUGGCUCGGAGACGACACAAAGUUUGAUGCGGUAACAUGUGUAGUCAGCAUCGACUACCUGAACAAGCCUCUCGAAGUGUGCAAAAAUCUUUGGAAUGCGACGAACGAGGGUGGCCAAAUACACCUGGUGAUUAGCAACCGCUGCUUUCCAAACAAGGUCGUUGGACGAUGGAGGAUUUUAUCCGAGCAGUCGAGACUGGAGUUCGUGGGUGACUAUUUGCAUUUCUCGGGCUGGAAGGAUGUAGAAAUCGUCGACUUGUGUGCGCGAGACGCGAACGGGAAGCGCCUUACAGAUGACCAUGGAACGGUCCUUGUCAACUCGCGGCAUUUGCCCAGUCAUCUUGAUCCGUUGUGGGUCGUCCGUGGUACGAAGAAGACUUCAGUAUAG